Naegleria fowleri is the source of this 774-nucleotide messenger RNA. RefSeq lists its product as uncharacterized. The record is from RefSeq and is a predicted model, not a curated record. The transcript has a single exon. The coding region runs from base 1 to 774 and encodes 257 amino acids. Gene Ontology annotation, molecular function: lipid binding. Lineage: Eukaryota; Heterolobosea; Eutetramitea; Acrasida; Naegleriidae.
AUGGAAUGUAUCAAUUGUGAAACCGCAGAUGACCGACAUUUUGAUCUAGUACAUGCUUUAAUUAACCUCGACAAGUUAUGGAUAUUGGUUUCCGAAAACCCACAGUCCCUUAUCUAUAUCUCAGAAAAGAAAUUCUACCACAACAAACGAGGACUAAAGAUUAUCAAAGAAGUAGGCAUCUUGGAUGCAACACCAGAAGAAGUACUCUACGCACUGUUAGAUAUGAGAAUUUUACACAUUGUCGAUGACAUGAUGACACAACCAACCUGUGUCAAAUUUGCCCAGAAUGACAAGUAUGCCAUGUCGUAUUUAAGCUCUCGAUUAAAAAUGGUGUGGCCAGUGUCAGAUCGUCACUUAAUCAUUGGUUCCUCGAUUCGAGAAGAGCAUAAACCAUUUACUGGAUAUACAAUUGUAAGAAAGUCGUUAGAAUCCAACGACAUUACAGUACUUAAGGGUUGUGUGAAAACAAUCUUUCUGGGUGGAGUUGUGAUUGAGAAAAUCAAUGAAAAACAUACUCGCCUUACUCUCUCAGGAUUUCUCGAUAUGGGAGGUAAAUUUCCAGUAGGUCUAUUCAACAAGUUAUUGGCCAUGAGAGGGUCUAAAAACGUUGAGAAUCUAAAGAAGGGAAUUUUAAAACGAAGAGAAAUGAACGACGAAGAGAGGAAAAUCAAUUCAGAGAAUUCGUGUCGAGUGAUUGAAACAUUAACCUAUUGGAAGAAGUCCCAGAGCAAACAACCAAACCAUUCAAGCAAUUCAACCAACAACAACAACUAG